UUUUCAUCUCAACACGGGGAAACCACCACCACACACAGACAUUCAUCUCAUCUGUGUCGAGUGGCUUACCUACAGCAUACUACUCUCAGUCAACAUGACUUCUGUCAGCGAUAUCCGAAAGCUUCUGCCAGCUGUGCUGAUAUGGUUAAUGAAUGUUAAGUCCUGCUUGUCUCAGCAAGGAAACAAUACAACCACCAUAAACUACCAAGACUAUGACAUUCCCAGUAUAAAUUACGACGAUUAUAUCAUGGUUUGUAACAAAGAUUCCAACCGCCUGUUCCGCCUCUGGUUCAUGCCAUCGUUCUUCUCCAUCAUCUGCUUUCUGGGCCUGGCAGGAAACCUACUGGUCAUCCUCACCUUUUUCUACUUCAAGCGUCUCAAGACCAUGACAGAUGUGUUCCUGCUCAACCUGUCCUUUGCAGAUCUGCUCUUUGCUCUGUCUCUCCCCUUCUGGGCAGCGAGCUCUAUGGCAGAAUGGGUGCUGGGCCUGGCGGUGUGCAAGGCCAUGUACACUGUUUACAAGGUCAGCCUCUACAGCAGCAUGUUGCUUCUCUGUUUCAUCAGCGUUGACCGCUACUUCGCCGUCGCCAAGGCCGUGUCCGCUCACCGCCACCGCUCCCGAGCAAUGUCUCUCAGCAAGGUGUCAUCGGUUGUCAUCUGGGUGUUGGCACUGAUCUUCUCCAUACCGGAAAUAAAGUACACCGCUAUUGUUAACAACACAUGCACCACUUUCUCGAGCACUGGUGACCCGCUCCGUGUACCCAUCCAGUCGAGCCAGAUGGUUCUGGCUUUUGCCCUCCCGUUCCUGGUCAUGUGCUUCUGUUACAGCGGCAUUGUGCAGACCCUUUGCCAGGCUCGUAACUUUGAACGCAAUAAGGCCAUCAAGGUGAUUCUCGCCGUGGUCACCGUCUUCCUGGUAAGCCAGGUGCCCUAUAACUUGGUCCUGUUUUGGAACACAGUACUCACAGCACAAGGAGGAACUGAAAACUGCAUUUACGAGAACAGGCUCCUCUACGCCACUGAUAUCACCCAGUGUGUGGCCUUCAUGAGGUGCUGCCUGAACCCCUUUGUCUACGCCUUCAUCGGUGUGAAGUUUCGUCAUGACCUCCUGAAGCUGCUAAAGGACUGGGGCUGCAUGAGUCAGGAGAGGUUCUUCAGGUAUACCUGCGGCAGGAGGAGGAGCUCAGGAGCCACUGACACCGAGACAACCACCACGUUCUCGCCUUAAAGCUCCGUCAGGACGGAUAACAGCCAAUUCAAACCUUUACAGUCAGCUGAAGGACAUGAGGAUAAAAGUCUCAAUAUAUUUUCCAUGUACAUAGCAGAAGUUAUCAUAUAAUUGACAGUUAUGAGGGUUUUCACCAGUUUUUUGUUGCUACUUUUGUUUCUGUCUCUUUGUUUGUGUAUUCUCUUUAGUUCAUAUCAAACAAAGCUCUGUUUAUAUUGCUGUAUUGGAUGUAGUGUACAGUGACUUUCAAGAAAUUUACAGUGUUAAUGAAUAAUAUACAUACUGUUUUUUUUCACUCUUUUCAUCUUGUAAAAUGAAUAAAUAAGAUUUAAU
This is a messenger RNA of Acanthopagrus latus (yellowfin seabream), 1561 nucleotides long. RefSeq names its product chemokine (C-C motif) receptor 7 (gene ccr7). The record is from RefSeq and is a predicted model, not a curated record. The transcript has 3 exons. Gene Ontology annotation, biological process: G protein-coupled receptor signaling pathway; inflammatory response; immune response. NCBI's taxonomy places the organism in Eukaryota, Metazoa, Chordata, Actinopteri, Spariformes, Sparidae. Gene Ontology annotation, molecular function: C-C motif chemokine 19 receptor activity; chemokine (C-C motif) ligand 21 binding; chemokine (C-C motif) ligand 19 binding. Bases 95 to 1228 code for a protein of 377 amino acids. Gene Ontology annotation, cellular component: membrane.